Daldinia decipiens is the source of this 1064-nucleotide messenger RNA. RefSeq lists its product as uncharacterized. Bases 369 to 779 code for a protein of 136 amino acids. The transcript has a single exon. Lineage: Eukaryota; Fungi; Ascomycota; Sordariomycetes; Xylariales; Hypoxylaceae. The record is from RefSeq and is a predicted model, not a curated record.
GUUUAUUAAUCAUUAAAGCUACGUAACUAGGUUAACAACUUGUUUUCGUUCGUAUCUUCAAAAAAUAGGGAUCGUCCAAUCUUUAAGGGCUGCUUAGCUAAGCCUCAAGUUCAAGCCACAACAUUCCGUGAUCUUGUCCACAACCCGCUCGAUAACAUCGUUUAUUUAAAUAUUUUGAGUCUUUCAGUCUUUUGUUCAAGUUUCAAAUCCCUGCUAUAUGCUAUUCAUCUUUUUGAAUGAAUGUCAUCUCUGCGAUGUUAAGCUGCGGGAUACUUCGUAUUAUGUAGCGCCAAGUAAAAACCUACUACAGGCUACAUCUUGGGGUUCAACGUUCACUUUAAUGCCUUUCUAGGUCUCAAAUCGAAGACAUGGCCCAGACUUCCUAUGUCGCGAUGUCUAAAAGGCCUAUAACUCAAGAAGAUAUAGAAUAUUGGGCCAGAGAUAACCCCAACCGCCCUGGGACUAGACCCGAAAUUAGAAUCCAAAGCAUUUGCCAAUCGCUUGCGCCCGUCGCGCUACGAAUAACUUGGGCAGAAGAAGUUAUUGCCGCCGGCUUAGACGUUAACCAGCUGCUCCCUCAUUCAAGUCGGCCUUUGCAAGAAGCGAUUGAGAACCCUCAAAACCGCGACUGGCGCACCAUGACUACGCUGGAUCAUUACGAAAGCCUUGAUCUAGUGAAGUGGCUGUUGGACCAUGGUGCCGACCCUCGGCUGAGGGAUUGGGUUGCCGUUAGUGCGAUAGAUGAAGCGUUGAGAGACCCCUUUGCUUUAAAGGCUUAACAGCUAAGCUUCGUAACAGAUAAAGAGGUAGCCGAGAUGACCAUCUUGGCCCGCUGUAAAGACUUGUUUGGUGCGGGCAAGUACUUCCACGACCACUGGUGUGUUCUUUGUAGGCGCGGAUAUCUGGGGCAUAAGAAAGGUGAGCAAAAAAGGGACUGUGAAUAUUGCAAGGAAGAAAAGGAGUUUAACUGGCACUAUAGGCGCACUGAUGCAUGAAUGGUAUAUUAGAGAUAUAGAUAAACCCUGAAAAUCGGUUAGAAGGAAGUAGAGAGCAACUUGCUGUAU